GCAUUGGAUUUGGAUUGGAGAGAGAGAGUCAUUCGUAGGAAUUUUAGUGUUAUUGUUAUGGCUUUUAAAUUCCUUGUUUAGUGCAGUAAGUUAUCUGAAUUACCCUUUGUUACUAUUUCUAUCUUUAUUUUCUGAAUUCCUAACAUACAACACAUCAUUGCGUAGCAUGGCGUCCGUCCCCAUUGCAAAAAUACUGUUAAAAAACACGACAAAAAUGUCACUAAAUGAACGGUUCACAGCAUACCGUGCGCAAGCACAAAGUGCUGCAAAUAUUUAUCGCCAAAAAAUUCAAUUACAAAGACAAGCCAGCAGCGCAAGUAGUAGAUUGGCUCAACAAAUGGCCAACCGACCAACUGUAAUAGCUGCCCUAAGAUUGAAAAAGAAAAGUUUGCAGCAAAGGCUUGGACGCAAGCAACAAUCGGCUAAUGGAAAUAUUAAAGCUCGAUUGAAUAUCGGUGGAAAGCGAUUUAUCAACAAUUCAGUUCGAGGACGCCUUGGAGGAGGGAGAAAUAAAGGAAUUCGGCGGGGAGGAUUGAGACCUGGAACAUCACCUCUUUUGAAAGGCAGACUAGGCAUGCCCAAGACAGGUAACUUCAACUACAACCUAUCGAAUCAGCGAACGAAUUUGAGAAACAAGAGAGGCAACUUCAGAGGCAGAGGCAAUCGUCCAUUUCGAGGUGGUAACAGACAACAGCAGCCACAGAGAAAAAAUCUUACUAGGAAUACAAGAGGAAGAGGUGGUGGUAGAGGACGAGGAAGAGGAGGCCGCUGGACUGAAAAAGCUGUAGGACCCUUACCAACUAAACAAGAACUAGACAACCAGUUAGACGAAUACAUGGCGGAAACUAAAUCCAAUCUCGAUGCCCAGUUGGGACAGUACAUGUCGCAAGCUUGAACAUAAUCACAUUUUUAUCAUUGAUUGUUUCAUUUUAAUAACAUGUAAAAUUUUGUCUUGCGGUAAGAUUAAGUACGAAAGAUUCUUCCUAUAAUUGUCAAAAAUUUGUAAAUUUCUGUUGUUUUCAUUUAAAACCAUUAAUUUUUAAGUUUUGUGUUAUGUCUCUUUAAGGAGGAAAUUUUUAAGGAGUUUUAUGUUCAAAAUAUUUGAUAACUGCUGCAGUUUUUGCAAAGUUUUCAUAACUACGUUGUAUCAGAUGUUGAGUUAAUGUAUGCCUUUAUAAUUUAACAGCAACAUUUUAUAUCCUAUGUACUUUAAUAUUAAGUGACACGCCUUUCUUUGUUAUAAGUUCAACACUUUUACUGUAGGACUUGUGGAUUUUUUUUGAAAUGUUUUCAUAUAAUUGGACCAUGAACAUUUUAGUAUUCAAAGAGCAUUCAUAAAGCUCAAUAUAUGAUCUUUAUUUUAUGUUCUCUUUAAAUCAUUUAUAAUAUGUACAAAGUACGCUUGCUGUUUGUGAUCGUCGCUUGGUGUGUAUAUAAAACUAGAGCUGAAAUACUUGUUUGAAGCUGUAAAAUAUUGUUCAGAUGUUUUAUAAUUGAUCUUUAGCUAGAAUUGUUUCAAGUACAACCCAAAACUAAUAGUUUGUGCAGUUACUUUAAGAAUGCAGACAAUAUUUUCUGUUAUAUUAAAUGCACGUUUGUGCCUGUUUCAUAUGGAUAUUGUAAAAAUUCACCAACUAAGCAUCUUCGUAUUCAUCAUGUUUCGGUAACUUUGAUUAAAUGUCAUU
Messenger RNA from Uloborus diversus, 1685 nucleotides. RefSeq names its product chromatin target of PRMT1 protein-like. Bases 167 to 895 code for a protein of 242 amino acids. The transcript has a single exon. NCBI's taxonomy places the organism in Eukaryota, Metazoa, Arthropoda, Arachnida, Araneae, Uloboridae. The record is from RefSeq and is a predicted model, not a curated record.